This is a messenger RNA of Mucor mucedo, 1678 nucleotides long. RefSeq lists its product as uncharacterized. Gene Ontology annotation, biological process: actin filament organization. The record is from RefSeq and is a predicted model, not a curated record. NCBI's taxonomy places the organism in Eukaryota, Fungi, Mucoromycota, Mucoromycetes, Mucorales, Mucoraceae. The coding region runs from base 117 to 1598 and encodes 493 amino acids. The transcript is spliced from 6 exons. Gene Ontology annotation, molecular function: actin filament binding.
AUUAACUUUACUCGUAAGCUCUAAAGACAAUUUAGUAACCCAAAAAACAACGUAGUAUUAACCCUGUUCUUUGUUCAUCUUGUCUCUUUUAUAAAACUCUACCCUCAAAAAAGACUAUGGCUUUCUUUGUCCGCCCUUCUAAAUACCGCCACGUCUAUGGUACAUGUGCAAAGAGAGAUGUCAGCUAUGACAAUCUUCGUGUCAGCGCCAAUGCUUGGGAUACAAACAUGGUCAAGGCAAAUCCCCUCUUUUUGUCAGUUAACUGGCAAGCUUCCGGUGGUGGAGCUUUUGCUGUACUCCCCCACGCUCAAGUCGGAAAGUUGCCCGAUAAUUAUCCUCUGUAUAGAGGCCAUACCGGACCCGUUCUCGACACAGAUUUUAACCCUUUCAACGACUAUGUGAUUGCUUCUGGUGCUGAGGAUAGCAAAGUCAUGAUCUGGAAUAUCCCAGAGGAAUAUGCCGAAGGACAAGAAGAAGUCACUCCUAUCUUAAAGUUAUCAGGACACGGUCGUAAGGUUGGACAUGUUCUUUUCCACCCUGUUGCCGAGAAUGUCUUAGCAUCUGCCAGUACCGAUUUAACAAUCAAGUUGUGGGAUAUUGAAAAGGGUGUUGAAAAGCAAGAGAUUACAGGUCAUAAUGAAAUCAUUCAAUCGUUGGCAUGGAAUUACAAUGGUUCACUUUUGGCUACCACCUGUCGAGACAAAAAACUUCGUAUUUUUGAUGUUCGUUCCAACGAGAUUAUUCAAGAAGGUCCUGGUCAUCAAGGUAUUAAGGGUUCUCGUGUUGUCUGGCUUGGUGAUACCAACCGUUUAGCUACUACCGGUUUCUCUCGUAUGAGUGAUCGUCAAUUAAAUUUGUGGGAUACCGAAAACCUUGCUAAACCUCUCAAGUCUGAGUUCUUGGAUACCUCUUCUGGUGUCUUGAUGCCAUUUUAUGACAUGGAUACAAAAAUGCUGUAUGUGGCUGGUAAAGGUGAUGGUAACAUUCGUUACUAUGAGUUUGAAAAUGAUGAAUUAUAUCCCUUGUCCGAAUUUAAGGCUAUCGAACCUCAAAGAGGUAUGUCUUUCUUGCCCAAACGUGCUUUACAUGUAAAUGAAUGUGAGAUUGCAAGAGCAUACAAGGUUGGUACGACUUUGAUUGAGCCCAUUUCAUUCACUGUUCCCAGAAAGUCGGAUGCUUUCCAGUCGGAUAUCUUCCCUCCUUGUCUUAGCGAUGAGCCUGCACUCACUGCCGAUGAAUGGUUUUCCGGUAAGAACGCUAAUCCCAAAUUGAUUGAUCUCGAGGCUGGUUUUACUGCCAAGACAAAGGUUGAAUUCACCCCUUCUGCUCCUGUUGAGGAAGUAAAGAGUACUCCCUCGUCUCCCACAGAAAAGUCGGGUGAAACUGACUUCAAAGAAGCUUAUAAUGAAGCUACAAAGGAAAACGAAGAAUUAAAGAGCCAAGUGUCUAGUAAAGAUACCAAGAUUCGUGUUCUUGAAAUCGAACUCGACAAGCUUCGUACACAAUUGGCUGAGUUGGCUCUGGCCAAGAAGAAUGAGGAGCUCAAGGCUGAGAAGUUUGAGGAAUUGCCCCAUUCUGGAAAUGCUCUGGUCGAAUAAUAAUAAAAAAGAACGGCCUUAAUUAUUUUUUGUUACUCUAAUACACUUUUUUUUUCACUAUUAUCAUUAUUAUUACCAAA